This is a messenger RNA of Erigeron canadensis, 2480 nucleotides long. RefSeq lists its product as uncharacterized. NCBI's taxonomy places the organism in Eukaryota, Viridiplantae, Streptophyta, Magnoliopsida, Asterales, Asteraceae. The record is from RefSeq and is a predicted model, not a curated record. The transcript has 4 exons. The coding region runs from base 180 to 2366 and encodes 728 amino acids.
CCUGUACUGUGAUACAUAUCUUGCCCCUUUCUCAAUUAUCUUUCCCGAAAAAGGCCAAUUUUACAUCAACACCCCGAUCUAUAUCUCUCUUCCCAAAUAAUUCUACACAGCUCCCAUUCAAGAUCUGCGGCGCUUAAAGGUUAUAAAUAAAUAAGCUGCGUUCUGUAAAUUGGGGUACUAUGUCAUCGGAAAAGAAUGGAAACGGUGAAGGCAACGCCAAUGCACCAGUGGCAACCUCGGAAAAGAAAGACGAGAAGCCUUUGAAGCAUAAACGCAAGUUGGUGAAGAAGUUCUUUUAUGCAAAACCUAAACCUGACAAGUCCGACUCACCGGUACCAACCACGGAUAAGAAUACUCCAAAGUCUUUAAGGGCAAAACGCAAAAAAAUGAAGAAGAAGAAGAAGUCGAAACUUGGGAAGUCCAGCUCACAGCCGUUGCCAUCGAAAGAGGGAACCACCCUCACUUCUCAACAGAAUGAUACUGAAGUUGUAAAUAACUCCUCUGAUAAUAAUCUUAUGCCUUCUGGCUCAAAGCAGCCGCAAAAGCCCCAAAAUAAUGUGAAGAUGCCUGAUAAUAAAUCUAAACCGGUAAAUACAAAGGAAAUGCAAGGUGCUCAAAAUCCUAAACCCGAAGCUGAAAAGAAGGGCGUUCAUUCUGGUAAAGCGAAAGAAGUGGAAAGUUCUUCAACAAUCCAUGCCAAAAAUAAAGACACGAGGCUCGGAGGGUUUAUUUUUAUGUGUAAUGCUAAAACUAAACGAGAUUGUUAUCAUUAUCGUGUCAUGGGCGUCCAAGCACACAAAAAAGAUCUGGUAAUGGGUAUCAAGCCUGGUUUGAAGCUUUUUCUCUUCGAUUUUGAUGUGAAGCUUAUGUACGGUAUAUACAAAGCAACUUCUAGUGGUGGCAUGAAACUUGAACCCGCUGCUUUUGGUGGUGGCUUUCCUCUUCAGGUUCGGUUUGAGGUUCACAAGGACUGUCUUCCACUACCUGAGAGUGUAUUUAAGAAGGCUAUCAAAGAGAGUUAUGAUGAAAGAACUCGCAAGUUUAAGACUGAGUUAACUUUUGAUCAAGUAAACAGACUUGCAAACUUAUUCAAGCCAGCUCCAUUAUUGCAUGCAAAUCCACAGUCUAUUGUUCAUGAGCUUCGUAGACCAUUUGGAUUAGAAGGUAUGCAGCUCCCAAAGCCAACCGUGGCUUCCCCUUCGCAUUUAUUGACUGAACAGGAGUAUAGGAUGUACGGGCUUAGAGGAGACAGAUAUAGAAAUUUAACUGCUGUUGGUCCUCCUGCUUAUGACCCUUAUAGAACCGUUCAAGUAAGAGAGCUCCUGCGCCCUGACACGAGUUUCCUUGGUAGACCACCUGAACAAGAAAGUAUGCAGUUUUUAAACCCAGCUGUGGCUUCUUCUCCACUUUUAAUGACAGAACAAGAGUAUAGGAACUAUGGGCUUAGAGGAGAUAAUUAUAAAAACCAAACCCCCGUUGGUCCUCCUGCUCAUGAACCUUACAGACCUGAUCAAGCAAGAGAGCCUCCCCACUCCGACACAGUUUUUCAUAGUAGGCCGUCUGAACAAGAAAGUAUCCAGUUGUUAAACCCAACUGUGGCUUCUUCUCCACUACUAUUGACCGAACAAGAGUAUAGGAGUCGUGGACUUAGAGUAGAUAAACAUAAAGACCAAAACACUGUUGGUUCUACUGCUAAUGACCCUUAUAAAAUCGAUCAAGGAAGGGAUCCACCCCAACCGGAUACGGCUUUCCUUGGUAGACCACCGGAACAAGAAAGUACGCAGUUCCUUGACCCAAGCGUGACUUCUUCACUUCUAUUAUCCGAGCAAGAGUAUAGGAAUUAUGGGCUUAGAGGAGAUACACAUAAAAACCCAACCCCUGUUGGACCACCUGCUUAUGAUCCUUAUAGAACUGUUCAAGAAAACGUAGGUUCCAGGGCUGAUACACGUUUUCUUAGCGAAAGGGACUAUCGAACUUAUGGCCUAAAAGCCUCCCAAGAGAAACCUACUUCAGUGACUCCAAACACAGAUGCAACUAGCCAUAAUCCCGCUAUCGGUUUGUAUCAACCAGUACCAUAUAAUCUAUAUGAUCAGGAUUCUGACUUGGUUCAGCGUUAUCUUUCACAUCCUCUAGCUGCUCCCUCUACUUAUGGAUAUGACACUGCACAUGUGGAGGAUGAUAGACGACUUCAUCGGGAAACCAUUUUAUCUGACAGGGUAGAAAGAACGUACGCUGGAAAUGCCUCCACCAAUGCAUUAUUGAAUCACAACCAGAGUGUUGGUCAGAGAGAAUCCGAACUUGAAUACAAACCCGCCCCUGUCUCAUCUCGAUAUGCGUUUGCGGGACCUUAUGUAAUACACCGUUGAUGUGAGGUUUGUUUUUUUACUUCAUGUUGUUUGAUGUUAUCAAUUGUUACAUGAGAAACUUUCUUUAGGAAUUGUAUUAGAUUGACAUUAUUUAUGAGCUCACUGUCGUUUUAA